This is a messenger RNA of Lachancea dasiensis, 660 nucleotides long. NCBI's taxonomy places the organism in Eukaryota, Fungi, Ascomycota, Saccharomycetes, Saccharomycetales, Saccharomycetaceae. The record is from the annotation of a GenBank genome assembly.
AUGCUUGGGAUUCACCUUGGAACAGCCCGAGUGGGCUUGGGCCUUUCUGUGCGCAUCUGGAACCGCGGUUAUUCGGAGCUGGUAUCGAAAACCCAGUCGAAAACGCGGUUCUCGCUCGCAAACUUGAAGAUUGGCCGAGCAGUGGAUGUGGCCCACCAUCCCAAUGCCGACACGAUGUAUGUAUCGCAGAUUGAUGUGACAGCCCCCGGUGGAGCCGCUACGGUACGACAGGUGUGUAGCGGGCUCCGGGCGUACGUGGGUGCCGAUGCACUGGAGGGAAGUUUGGUGGUGGUGGUGGAUAAUUUGAAAAAAUGCAAGCUUCGAGGCGAGGUCAGCGAGGCAAUGCUGCUAUGUGGCGAGGACACGGUCCAGGGGAUUGUUGUGCCAUGCCGGCCUGCCCUUGGUGCGGUAGAUGCUGCUUCUCUGGUGGGGAAACAAGUGAUUUUGGCCGGAAGCGCGGGCGAGGUCGCAGCGGAGACCAGAAGACUUAAGCGGGCCGAAUGGGAAGAGCUGGCAUCACGGCUUUCGGUGGACGCGGACCACCGCGUCGUGUUUUGGGACCCCGAGGCGGGGAAGACGGUGCCGCUAUGUGUUCUGGACGGGGAGCGAGAGGUGGGCAUAGUGGUGGACUCGGUAGGGCCAGGUAGCGCGGUUUGCUAG